AUGGCCGCCCUGCUAUCCUGCCUUCUCCUGUCUCUGCUCCUCCUACCCCCAGCCCGGGUUGCAGCCACUGCCCACAGGCACCCCGCCAGCAAGGGGGUCGCCUUGAGCCAUGAUGGGGCCUGUGGCCGUCGUCACGUGCAGGGGAAGAUCAUAGGUGGAAUGGAUGCUCCUGAGAGGAAGUGGCCGUGGCAGGUCAGCGUGCACUAUGCGGGGUUCCACAUCUGCGGCGGGUCCAUCAUCCAUGAGUACUGGGUCCUAUCGGCAGCUCAUUGCUUCGGCAGGGACAGCAGCAAUGAGAUGUUUGAUAUGUACGUGGGCCUUGUGAACCUCAGGGUUGCAGGCAAUCACACCCAGUGGUUUGAGGUGAAUAAGGUGAUCCUGCACCCUACAUAUGAAAAGUACCACCCUGUUGGAGGUGACAUCGCUCUGGUGCAACUGAAAACCCGCAUUGUGUUUUCUGACUCUGUGCUCCCAGUCUGCAUUGCACCCCCGGACCUGAACCUUCAGAAUGUUACUUGUUGGGCCACAGGAUGGGGACUCGUUUCCCAACAAGGCAGCUCCUCCAACCAGCUGCAGGAGGCACAGCUGCCUCUGAUCCCACUGUCCCUGUGCCGGCUGCUCUACGGAGGCACGUCGCAGGUUCUGUUGGACAUGCUGUGUGCCGGGGAACUAAUGAACGUGAAGACUGUGUGCGAGGGUGACUCUGGGGGCCCGCUCGUCUGUGAAUUCAACCACAUCUGGUUGCAAAUUGGAGUAGUGAGCUGGGGCCGCGGUUGUGCCUACCCCAUGUACCCUGCAGUUUAUGCCCGCGUCUCCUAUUUCUCAGAAUGGAUUCGUUAUCACAUGGAACACACACCCCCACCUACUCAGCCGCUCCCCGCCCUCUCUUCCACUCCGGGGGCCGCUGUCAGUGUCCUUGUGACCACGCUGGCCACCCUGUCAAUGUUGUGA
This is a messenger RNA of Diceros bicornis minor, 951 nucleotides long. It is a transcript of the gene PRSS38, whose product is annotated as serine protease 38. Lineage: Eukaryota; Metazoa; Chordata; Mammalia; Perissodactyla; Rhinocerotidae. Gene Ontology annotation, biological process: proteolysis. Gene Ontology annotation, molecular function: serine-type endopeptidase activity. The coding region runs from base 1 to 951 and encodes 316 amino acids. The transcript has 5 exons. The record is from RefSeq and is a predicted model, not a curated record.